Beta vulgaris subsp. vulgaris (sugar beet) is the source of this 759-nucleotide messenger RNA. RefSeq lists its product as uncharacterized. The coding region runs from base 1 to 759 and encodes 252 amino acids. Lineage: Eukaryota; Viridiplantae; Streptophyta; Magnoliopsida; Caryophyllales; Amaranthaceae. The record is from RefSeq and is a predicted model, not a curated record. The transcript has a single exon.
AUGGCUAGAUAUGUGUGGGCUUUGGCUACCAAGCAGGACAACUUAUGGAUCAAAUGGGUCCAUGCUGUGUAUAUCAAAGAGGAGAACUGGUGGGAUUACAGACAUCCAGUAGGAUGUAGCUGGUAUUGGAAACAAGUGUGUGAGGUAAAAGAGUAUCUGAAAACCAAAAUUUCUCUUCAGGACCUCACUGGAGUGCAGAAGUAUAGCCUCAAAGGCAUAUAUGCAAAGCUAUGUGUGGAAGGUGAUCAUGUUGAUUGGGACAAGUUUGUUUGGAAUAGAAUCUCUAUUCCAAAGCACAGAGCUAUUACUUGGCUAAUAAUGAAAAACAGGCUAAAUACAGCUGACAGAUUACUGAAAUAUGGCUUAAUACAUGAUGAUACUUGUCAACUUUGCUCCACAGGAAGAGAAACACAUGAACACUUGUUCUUCCAAUGUGAUUAUUCCAGGAAGUGUAUUGAUUUAUUGAGGUCUUGGCUGGGUAUGGUGAGUCAUCAGUAUGACUUCCAAAGAACAGUAAGAUUUUGGAAAAAUAGCAGAAUUUCAUGUUUCAAGAAAAAAGUUUUGGCUGCUGUAUUAAAAGCUGGUGUGUACUUCAUAUGGUGGGCUAGAAAUGAGGCAGUGUGGAAUCUUGUUGGCUGGAGGCCUGCUCAGAUUGUUCAAAGAGUGAAAAGCUUAAUCAUACUUAGGAUUAAUACUGUCAUUCCUAAGAAAACUUCUACUGCUAAUAGAGCUUGGUUUGAAUUGUUAAAGAGUAGAUAA